ACCCGAAGCCCUGGGGGAAGGAAAUUCCAACUCGCUGCCGGCCCACCCCCGCCCCGUUCCUCUCUCCGGCUCGCUGCUUCCCUCGCUCCGAUGCCGCCGAGCUCGUCCCCACUUCUGGGCGGCAGUGCUGCAGAGGCGGCGGCGAGCUCCUGGACUCCGGGCACGGAAAUGGGGCAGGGUGAGUGAGAGAGCGGGCUCCAGCGAGGCCCCCAGCGCCCAGCGAACGCCCGCACCCCGCCCGCGGGACAGGGGAGGCGCUGAGUCGGCCCUGCCCGCGCUGGGCUGAGCCUCGCAGGGGUUGCCGCUUCUCCAUUCAAGUCCUGGCUUGAGAGCCGAGCGGCAAGAGCGCGGGCCGGGGGAGGGAAGAGUAGGAGAGGAAGCCGCGAGGGAGAACAGGCGAGCUACUGUCUCCUUUGGGAAAGAACCAGUGACGCGCCGCCUGGGAGCUGGAGCCCGCGCAGCGCCCCGCAGGGCGAUGGACAGCCGAACCCCGCGCCCGCAGGACGCCCCAGUCGGGAGAAAACCAAAAGCCAAGGCACCACUUCCUCCAGCUGAGACCAAAUAUGCUGAUGUCUCUUCAGCUGCUGAUUCUGUAGAAUCCACUGCUUUCAUCAUGGAACAGAAAGAAAACAUGAUAGAUAAAGACAUUGAACUCUCAGUGGUCCUACCUGGGGAUAUUAUCAAAUCUACUACUGUUCAUGGCAGUAAGCCUAUGAUGGACUUGUUGAUAUUCCUUUGUGCACAGUAUCACUUAAAUCCAUCAAGUUACACAAUCGAUCUGUUGUCAGCUGAACAGAACCACAUUAAAUUUAAACCAAACACACCAAUAGGAAUGUUGGAGGUAGAGAAGGUAAUUUUAAAGCCAAAAAUGUUGGAUAAGAAAAAACCUACACCUAUAAUACCAGAGAAAACUGUAAGAGUAGUGAUUAAUUUUAAGAAAACACAGAAGACCAUAGUGAGAGUGAGUCCACACGCACCACUUCAAGAGCUUGCCCCUGUUAUAUGUAGCAAAUGUGAGUUUGAUCCGUUGCAUACAGUACUGUUGAAAGAUUAUCAAUCGCAGGAGCCCCUCGACUUGACAAAAUCUCUUAAUGACCUGGGACUAAGAGAAUUAUAUGCAAUGGAUGUCAACAGAGCCACUUCCGUUACUGUCUUCAGUAAGUCAUCUUUACAAGAGUCCUGCCAAAUAUCACAAAACCUAGAUAUUAUGAAGGAGAAAGAAAAUAAAGGGUUUUUCAGUUUUUUUCAACGCAGUAAGAAAAAGCGGGACCAAACUGCCAGUGCCCCUGCAACUCCUUUAGUAAAUAAGCACCGCCCGACUUUUACGAGGUCCAAUACCAUUUCCAAACCAUAUAUUUCCAACACCCUGCCAUCGGAUGCACCCAAGAAGAGGCGGGCUCCACUGCCUCCGAUGCCAGUGUCUCAGAGUGUCCCCCAAGACCUUGCACACAUCCAAGAGAGGCCUGCUUCUUGUAUAAUGAAAUCCAUGAGCGUGGAUGAGACAGAUAAGAGUCCCUGUGAAGCAGGAAGAGUGAGGGCAGACUCACUGCAGCUCAGCAGCACAUCUGCAGGGAAUUCAUCUUUGAGAAGGACAAAGCGAAAAGCACCUUCCCCACCCUCCAAAAUACCCCUGCAUCAAAGUGAUGAAAAUAGUUGCGUGACUGCCUUACAGCCAGUAGAUGGAGUUCCUCCAGACAGUGCUUCAGAAGCAAACUCUCCUGAGGAGCUAUCCAGCCCAGAAACCUCCUUUGGCCCUGGGCUCUCCAGUCAGGAGCAGUGCACUGCGCCCAAGCUGAUGGAGGAAACCUCUGUCUUUGAGUGCCCUGAAACACCUGAGGCAGCCAUAACAUCAUUGACAUCUGGAAUAAGCUCUGAUUAUAGCCUUGAAGAGAUAGAUGAAAAGGAAGAACUGAGUGAAGUACCUAAAGUUGAAGCUGAAAAUAUUUCUCCGAAGUCACAAGAUAUUCCUUUUGUAUCUACUGAUAUAAUAAAUACACUGAAAAAUGAUCCCGACUCAGCCCUUGGCAAUGAUAGUGGAGAGUUCUCACAAAACUCCAUGGAAGAAAAACAAGAAACUAGAAGCACAGAUGGACAAGAACCACACAGUGAGGUAUAUGAUACAAGCAAUGAAAAGAAGGUAGUUGACAGUAUAAGAAACUUGAAGUCGUUGGGCCAAAACCAAGAGAAUGUACAAAAUGAAAUAAUUGUCUUUCCAAAGAACACAGAAGACAAUAUGAAAAAUGGAGUGAAGGAAACAGAAAUCGAUGUAGGAGGCGUUGCCAAAAAUAAUGACAUUGAUAUGGAAGUUGAGAGACCAUCAAACUCUCAGGCACAUGAAACUGAUACUGCUAUAAGUUACAAGGAAAACCAUCUAGCAGCUUCAUCAGUACCAGAUCAAAAACUGAAUCAACCUAGUGCAGAAAAGACAAAAAUGCAAGAUGCAGCAAUUCAGACAACCCCUUCUUGUAACAGUUUUGAUGGGAAACACCAAGAUCAUAAUUUGUCUGACUCCAAAGUUGAAGAAAGUGUGCAAACUUCAAAUAACAACAUAUCAACUCAACACUCAUCCUUAAGUUCACAAGAUUCUGUAGAUACCUCAAGGGAAUUCAGGAGUCAAGGCACCCUAAUUAUACAUUCAGAAGAUCCGCUUACCCUAAAAGAUCCAAUUUGUGCACAUGGUAAUGAUGAUCUUUUGCCUCCUAUAGAUAGAAUUGAUAAAAAUUCAACUGCUUCUUACCUAAAGAAUUAUCCACUUUAUAGACAGGACUACAAUCCCAAGCCAAAACCUUCAAAUGAAAUUACACGAGAGUAUAUACCCAAAAUUGGAAUGACUACUUAUAAAAUAGUGCCUCCCAAAUCCUUGGAAAUACUGACAGACUGGCAGUCAGAAACCACAGGGUAUAAAGAUGAUCAGGACAUACAUGCUUUAGGGAAAAAGCACACUCAUGAGAAUGUGAAAGAAACUGCCAUCCAAACAGAAGAUUCGGCUAUUUCUGAAAGCCCAAAAGGUCCACUGCCAGACCUUAAACCGAAGCUGAACCUGAGAACAGAGCAUCAAGUGCACAGUUCUGUGAGCCCACCUGAUGGAGCCAUGGUUAGUCCUCUGAAACCUGCUCCCAAAAUGACAAGAGACACUGGCACAGUUCCUUUUGCACCAAAUUUGGAAGACAUAAACAAUAUUUUGGAAUCAAAAUUUAAAUCUCGGGCUUCUAAUCCCCAGGCCAAACCCAGUUCUUUUUUUUUACAGAUGCAGAAGAGAGUAUCGGGUCACUAUGUGACAUCUGCAGCUGCCAAGAGUGUCCAUGCUGCCCCUAAUCCUGCUCCAAAAGAACUGACAAAUCGAGAGGCAGAAAGGGAUAUGCUGCCUUCUCCAGAGCAGACUCUUUCUCCCUUAAAUAAAACGCCUCACUCUGUUCCACAACCCCUUGUUGAAAAAACUGAUGAUGAUGUCAUCGGUCAGAAGCCUGCUGAAGCCUCUCCUCCUCCCAUAGCUCCGAAACCUGCGGCAAUUCCUGCUCGUCAGGUAUCCACACAAAAUCUGAAGACUCUGAAAACUUUUGGUGCCCCACGACCAUACUCCAGUUCUGGUCCUUCACCGUUUGCUCUCGCUGUAGUGAAAAGGUCACAGUCUUUCAGUAAAGAGCGCACCAAGUCAUCUAGUGCUGGGGCAUCGGUCCAACCUCCAGCCAACACAGAGGAAGGGAAGACUCAUUCUGUAAAUACAUUUGUGGACAUCCCACAACUUGGUGUGUCUGAUAAGGAAAAUAACUCUGCGCAUAAUGAACAGAAUUCCCAAAUACCAACUCCAACUGAUUGCCCAUCAUUCACUCUUAUGAGACAAAGUUCUUUAACAUUCCAAAGCUCUGACCCAGAACAGAUGCGACAGAGUUUGCUGACUGCAAUCCGUUCAGGAGAGGCUGCUGCCAAAUUGAAAAGGGUUACCAUUCCAUCAAAUACAAUAUCUGUGAAUGGAAGGUCAAGACUCAGCCAUUCCAUGUCCCCUGAUGCCCAAGAUGACCGUUAAAUGUUACCCCGCCACGCCACUGCACUUCACUUCCACUUCAGACCAACUUCAUACUAAUGGAACAUUUUGGCAAAUGUAUAUUCAGAUGUAUACUAAUAUAUUAUCUGUUAAAAUAUUAGCAUUUGUGCUAUGGCUUUUAAUGCCAGAAGAAAAGUUACCAGAAUUUAUAAUUUAUAAUAAUUUUUUAAUCUUUUUUUUUUUUUUUGCCUUAAGAGUUGAAUAUGCUGCUUUAGAACUUUAAAACAAGGUGUAAAUGAUUUUCAUUUUUUACAAAUGAAAAAUAAUCACUUUGUAUUGAUUUCACUUACCAGCACAUUCUCUACAAUGGUAACUUAGACAAAAGUAUAAGAUUCAUAGACUUAUAUUUGUAUGACAUACAACUAGGACAAACAUAGAUAUGACAUUUGCUGCCUCAAUGUUGCAAUUGGAAAUAUUUAUAAGUUAUAUGAAAGCCUGUUUUGUGCUGAAAGAAUAAUUUAGAAAACUAGUGAUAUCAAAUAAGUAUAUUCAGUUCAAUAAUUGUUUUCAAUGAUGAAUCACUUAGUGUGAAAGACUUGCCUUGUGUAUUCUUUGUGUAAUUACAAAUCACUGUCAAUUUUAUGGCAAGCUCAUAGUAUUUUAAUAUUUUAUUAACAUGGAACUCUUGUUUUUUAAUCUUUAGAACUUAAAUUCUACAAGAAUUUAAAAUAUUUUCUGUAUAUAAUUAUGACAUUGUCACACAGAAAUUACACAUUUUAUGUGCCAGAAGCCUUAAAACUCUUUCUGUGAAAAUGCUGAUAUAUUGUGACAGUUAUUUCACAUUUGAUAUGUAGAGAGGAAUAGGGGUUAGUUUAUGUUUAUAUUGAAAAACUUUAAAGACUAUUUGGAAGUUCCAGAAAUUCUGGUUUUAAUUCAAGUAAAAUGAUAAAAUAGUAUUAUAUAGUUCAGAUGCUAAUAUCCUAAGUAAUAAUAUAUAUUUACAUUGAAGCUAAAACUGUUAAGCAAAACAAUGCCAAUUUGUCGGCUUACAGCUCUUCUGGAGUCUAGAGCUUGUUGGUGUUCUGUCCCUACUUUAAGAAUUUAAUUGCUCACUUAUUCUAAAAGCUUUGUUCAAACAAGAUGAUAUUAAAUUUGUUUUCACUAAAACUACUGGGAUAUCUGCCUCUUGGGGAUUUUUUUUUCUAUUUAAUAAAAGUAAGUUGUAUAUUUGGGGUGCUUUUUAAAAAAUAUAGUUUCUGUCAACCAGAAUAUUUAUUUCCCUUACCUGAUGCAUACAUUUCUAUUAGCCAGUGAACAAACAAGAAAUUCGUAAAAUUUACCAUUUAUCAGGGAUCCCUAGUGUACAUUUAAGCCCUGGCAUUCUGACUCCAAAAUGCAUGGUCUAAGCAUGUAAAAUGUUUAGAAUAGUUCCUGAUACAUGGCAUGGCCAUCUGAAAUGCUAAAUGUUGCUGCUGUUUUCCUUGAAUCAGAUGGAGAGACCCUCAUAUAUAGAUACUUAAGUUAUGUUGUUAUAAGCAAGUAGAGAAGAGUGAAUUUUUUAAAAAAUUGUGUUGGCAUAAAUAUCUACUAGUAAACAUAUAAAUUUGGAUCCCUAAUUUAAACCGUCAUAUAUUUGAGUUGGAUUGAAGACUUAACUAAAAGAUAAGCGACAUGUAGGAUGUUUUCAAUAUAUUAAUAUAUAAGAAAGUCUUAAUUUAUGAAGAUAUAAAAGUUCCUACAAGUCAUGAUAAGUCUACCUAAUAGAAAUAUCAGCACAUUAUUCUUACAAGAGGGAAUUCAAAAGGCCAACAAACAUGGAAAAAAAAUACCCUUCACUGAUAAUCAGGGAAAUACAAGUUAAAAACAUGGAAAGGUACCAUAUCAAAUUAGCAAAAACAUAAGUUUCAAAAUAGCAAGUGUUGUCAGGAACAUCAAACAGUGGGAACUCUAACUGUUGGUGGGAAAAUACACUGGCUUGACUACCAGUUCUGCAAUAUCUAGUCAAAUUAAAGAUUCCCUACCAUGUUACCUUAAAUAAGUACUUACGCACAUGCAUAAGGAGACAUCUACGAAAAUGUUCGUGGCAGCCUUGUGUAAAACAGCAGAAAGGGGUCCUAACCCAUGCUCAACUUUGAUAAUGCAUAUAUUCAUGUGAUAGACUUCCACACAACAGUCAAAAUGAACAAGUUAGAGCUACGUGUGUCAGUGUGAAUACAUCUCAAAAAUAAGUGACGAGUGAGUGGUGGAACAAGGCGUUUUACGAAAUUAGUUAUAUAAAGUAUAAAUAUAAAAAAGAUACUAUAAAUUAUUGCUGUAUAUGUAGAAAAAAAUAUUUGCUGAUGGUUACUUGCGGGAACCAAGAAAGAUUGAAUUGAGGAGAUUUAUAAGAGGCAUCAAUUGUGUUUGUAGUAUUUUAUAAACUGCUGUUUGAAAACAAGUGCUUAUUCUAGAUUCUAGUAUACUUGUAGUUUAUAAUUAAAAUAAUGUUUUAAAGGUCA
Messenger RNA from Chlorocebus sabaeus (green monkey), 6480 nucleotides. RefSeq names its product cordon-bleu WH2 repeat protein like 1 (gene COBLL1). NCBI's taxonomy places the organism in Eukaryota, Metazoa, Chordata, Mammalia, Primates, Cercopithecidae. Gene Ontology annotation, molecular function: actin monomer binding. The record is from RefSeq and is a predicted model, not a curated record.